Messenger RNA from Clupea harengus (Atlantic herring), 3229 nucleotides. RefSeq names its product solute carrier family 43 member 1a (gene slc43a1a). Gene Ontology annotation, molecular function: L-amino acid transmembrane transporter activity; neutral L-amino acid transmembrane transporter activity. The record is from RefSeq and is a predicted model, not a curated record. Gene Ontology annotation, biological process: neutral amino acid transport; transmembrane transport. Lineage: Eukaryota; Metazoa; Chordata; Actinopteri; Clupeiformes; Clupeidae.
GGUAACUGAACUACAAAAAGUCAACACAAGCUCACUAAGAGUGCCUAUUCACGUCAAAGCCCGGUCGAAAGCUGUGACGUGCUCUUCUCACCUACCGUGAAAGGAGUAUUUCUUUCGUUAAAUAAUUUAAAGCAGAGAAAAUGAAUAAUGAAUAGGGGAAUUUAAGUGGUGAAGUACUGACUUGUGAGAUUCUACAUCAGACAUUUUAGCGCACAUUUGGGUGGAUCUCAGGAAGUAAAUCGGAACACGUGGGGAUACCGUCUAACAAAAAGUCAAAAAUGAAGGCGAUGGCUCCAUCUCUGGCGCAGGCGUACGGGCGGCGCUGGUGGAUGGCGAUCACCGCGGUGCUGGAGAACCUGCUGUGCUCCGCGGUGCUGCUGGGCUGGGGCUCCCUGCUCAUCAUGCUCAAGCACGAGGGCUUCUAUUCCCACCUCUGCACAGGUAAUGAGUCAGUCGUGAUGCUCACUAGCACCUCUGGGAACUGGUCGAGUUGCGUGUCCCAGGAGGAGAUGCUGAACCUGGGCUUCACCAUCGGCUCCUUCCUCCUGAGCGCCACCACCCUGCCUCUGGGCAUCCUCAUGGACAGGUUCGGGCCUCGCCCGCUACGACUCAUGGGCAGUGCUUGCUUUGCUCUUUCCUGCGCAAUGAUGUCUUUGUCAUCAACUGACCCCGCAGUGCUCUCUGCACUCAUCUUCCUGGCUCUGUCCCUCAAUGGCUUUGGAGGAAUAUGCCUGACAUUCACCUCACUGACGUUGCCCAACAUGUUUGGCAGUCUGAGCUCCACCAUCAUGUCCCUGAUGAUAGGCUCCUACGCCUCCUCCGCGGUCACCUUCCCAGGAGUCAUGCUGAUUUAUAAUGCAGGUGUAUCAUUCCGCGUGAUCAUGUGGGUUUGGUCAGGCAUCGCUGGCUUGGCCUUCCUGAACUGUGUCCUGAACUGGCCCACGGAGGGGUUCCCGACCCCAGAGGAGAUCGAGUACAAGAAAGCGCUGAAGCAGAAUGAGAAUGUCUCACUGGACCAGAAGUCAGGAGAUCCCAACCACUCCACAGAGAAAGCCUCCACCAUCGCCCCACCAGACGCCGUGCCGUUCCGACGCUCCGUCUUGACCCCCAUCUUCGCCUGGAGUCUGAUCACCAUGGCGAUGUCCCAGCUGCGCAUCAUCUUCUUCAUGGGCGCGAUGAACAAGAUGCUGGAGUGGAUGGUGGCCCACGGAGAACCCAACCCUUCUCACGAAUUGGUGGAAGACAUUGAUCACAAGGUCAGCUACUACGCCUCCAUCUUUGGCACUCUGCAGCUGCUGUGUCUGCUCACCUGUCCUCUGAUUGGCUACAUCAUGGACUGGAAGAUGAAGGAGUGUGGGGAUGAGAAGAGCGGCGGUGGCAGCGCAGAUCAAUGCGUGCCGUCGGGUCCCAGGCGCGACAGAAAGAUCCAGAAAGUGACCAACGCCAUGAGAGCUUUCACCCUCACCAACCUCCUGUUGGUGCUGUUUGGAAUUCUCUCCCUCAUUGACAACCUGCCUCUCCAGAUUUUGACAUUCAUUCUUCACACGAUGGUGAGGGGAUUCAUCCACUCCUGCUGUGGGGGCCUGUAUGCGGCAGUAUACCCAUCCAAUCACUUUGGCACUCUGACCGGCUUCCAGUCCAUGAUCAGCGCCUUGUUCGCCCUCCUGCAGCAGCCCCUGUUCAUCGUCAUGUUGGGGCCUCUGGGGGGAGAUGCCUAUUGGAUCAACGUGGGAAUGCUGAUCUUCUCAUUGGCCGGAUUCCUGCUGCCCGCCUACCUGUUCCACCACCGCAGACACCUCAUCCAGGAGAAGGAGGAGAGGGACAGACAGUCUGCUUCCGCUGAGCAGCAGCCCCUCAACCAUGCAGAGACGAACGGCCACAAGCCCCACAUCAACGGACACUCGCUGGAGGCUUAGCUUUCCCCACGCAAUGAACAACUGGACGAAGAAAACUGUUUAAACUAUGCACACGUACAUAUACACUCAAACCCACUAACACGUAAACUAUGCAUACAAAUGUAAACGUUCUCCUCGCAGUAGUUUCGGUUCUUCUGAUGAGGUUUAGGUGUCCGGAGGUUAAUUGUUCAGAUUGGAGAGGGUGUAAUAUAGUAAGGCAGGGUUCAUGUUUUUAUAGGUACUCACAUGCAAAGACAAAUCAGCCGUCCAGCACAGCUUGAGGAAGACUGUAGGAAAUCGGACCACGGCCCACGCUACACGCACACCUACCCUGUCACUGAAAUACAGUAUCUACCUCUUCCUUUUCCGCUGGCCAGCUCACACAGAGAUCUGCAUGAAGGAUCCUUUUAAUGUGUUUUAAUGUAUACGCCCGAGUAUGUUGUUCAUGUCUUUACGUCCGUCUCAGGCGUUGAGAGUGGAUCUUAGUGGAAGUGUCCGGUUGAUUUCAGAGUGCCAUAUUAUGGAGGGAAACUGGUCAGCCAUUAAUUUGAUCUUUAUCAGCUUUAACCAAAGUGUUUUGUAUUAUAAAUGUCAUUUCUAAAAAAAAAUAACCAAAAGUCCAACUGUGAACCAUCUGCUCAAACAGCUCUCCAUGAAUUCAAAGCCUUGCAAUGCAUUGAUGUUACAUAAAUGGAACAUUAUUUUAUAUAUUCUGCUGCAUUUUUGUGUAAGGGAAUGAACUUGUUUAUAUUUUAAUUGUAAGUGUAUACAUAAAUAUUAAGGUCCUUAGUUUGCUGAUGUUUUCAGGUUUGUGCUUUAAGGUUUUCAAGUGUGUAUUUCUUUGAACUUGUCUGGAAUUGUUGGAAAAAAAAAAUACUGAAAAUGGAGUUGGCCGUGAGAAGGGCUUUGAUUGUCAUGGAAACCAAAGGAUGGUUUUCUAGCAUUUUGCUUGUAAGAUUUAUUCCUGCCCUGUGUGAAACCAAUGCCUUAUAAUAGUAUGCAAUCUAUAAGGGCGAGAUUUACUGAAGGCUAAAAUACGUUGUAAAAAUGUUUAUGCUCGCUUUUUCUCAUUGGUGACAGUAGCUCACCAUGUGUCACCAUAGGUCGUUAUUAUACUCAAGUGCCACAACAUGUUUGCCAUGAAUGUAACGAAGUACAGCUCCCAGUUCUCACCUGGAGAAACCAAAGUCCCCUGAGCAGCUCUGUUCAGACAUCCUUCUCAGGGCUAAGUACUAUGCAAUGCACUCAUGGAUCCAUGCGAGGGCUCAUGUGCUCUCUUGUACAUCAUAGAAGUCUUCAAAUUCUAUCAAUAAAAUAGCAGGAAAUCAAUCGAA